CCGACCAAGGGAUCGAACCCGGGUCUCCUGCAUUGCAGACAGAUUCUUUACCGUCUGAGCUACAGGGUUGCCCUUCCCCAAUAUCUUCAUCAAUAACUGUCAUUUUUUUCUCUUUCUUCUUACUUCUCUUUCUCCAUCUCUCCUCUUUCUCUGCCUCUGUGAUGGCCUUAUUGAUGAUCACAACAUUCUAUUGUACUUCACACUGUAGGAAACAGCCUUUAAUCUAUUAACCCCUCUCUCUCCUGAGGCUGAGGAGCGCGGAGGCGAGAUGACUCCGUCUCCCAUCCUACGCAAAGAGCGCUCUGACGAGCAGUUCGCGGAUCGCUGUAAAGAUACAGGCGCUGCCCAGCAGUCCGGCGAGAAGGACCGCGGCAGGGAUAAAGCUCGGAAGCGGCGCAGGGCCUCGGGCGGUAGCAGCAGCUCGGGGGCUCGGUCCCGCGCGGGCUCCAGCCGCGGCUCCAGCUCGCUCUCAGCAUCCGGCCGCUCGGGACGCUCCAGUGGGUCCCGCAGCUCCAGCUCCAGCUCCAGCAGCUCCCACAGCUCUCCGAGGCCUUGGCGCCCCCGAGACCACAGGCGGCGGUCCGGUUCCAAACCCAAACCACCCAGACGAGAUGAGAAGGAAAAGAGAAGGCGCAGCCUCGCCCCUAAGCCCACCAAAGUGCACGUCGAGAGGCUCACCCGGAAGGUGACCAAGGAGCACAUCCGGGAGAUAUUCUCCAUCUUCGGGAGAGUUAGAAAGAUCGACCUGCGCAGGGACAGGAUGCGCGCGCAUCCGCCUCAAGGCCACGCCUACGUGGAGUUCGAGAAUCCGGAAGAGGCUGCGAAAGCGCUCAGGCACAUGGACGGAGGGCAAAUUGACGGCCGGCAGAUCACGGCCAGAGCCGUGCUGGCCCCCUGGCCCCAGCCACCCCCUAGGCGACUGAGCCCUCCCCGGAGAAUGCUGCCACCACCCUCCACGUGGCGCAGGCUGAGGAGGAGCAGGUCGCGUUCCCCUUGGGGCAGAUCCCCUGAGCGCCAGCGACCCCGCUCCCCUCGCCGCCCCCGCCACUGGAGCGGCUCCAGCUCCAGCUCCUUUCGAAGCUAUAGGAAAUCUGACUGAAGCAACCCAGUCUGAUGGAGAAAACCGAGAAAUCAAUUGCUUUGAAAAGGCAAAAGAGAGAAGCUGAACAAACUAAUAAACUCUUUAUUGGUGUCUUGAACUUUGAAACCGCAGAAGAAAGUCUGAGGAACUGUUACCAGCAGCGGCAAGAACUUAGAGACUGUGUGGUCCUGAGGGAUCCUUCCAGCCAAAGAUCAAGACUGUGUGGUUUUGUCACCUUUUCUUCCAUGACCGAGGUGGAUGAAGUGCCCACCGGACCCCAUUCCAUUGACGGCAUAGUGCUUGAACCCAAACAUGUGUCCCAGAAGCAGCAUCUGGACAGCGGGGUGUUCUUUGGACACUGAAGAAACUGUUUGUUGGUAUUCAACAAGAUACUAAGGAACAUCAUCUUAGAGAUUACUUUGAGAAAUAUGGACAAAUGGUACCAUUGAAACCAUUACUGAUAGGCAGUCUGGCAAGAAAAGAGGCUUUGGAUUUGUGACUUUGAUGACCUUGAUUCUGUGGACAAGACUGUGUUGCCGAAAAACCAUACCAUCAAUGGUCAUCAUGCAAAAGUCGCAAAGGCUUUGUUAACAUGGGAAAUGCAGCAAGUCCAGGGUUCUAGAAGUGGAGGAGGAGGCCGCUUUGGUUUGGGGGUUUAUCCUGGUGGUGGUAGUGAUUUGGGACUAGCAUCAGGAUGAGAAAGUAACUUCUGGGGAGGAUCUGAUGCAUAUGGAAAUGGUCCUAGGUUUAGGGGUGCUUAUCAUGGGGCUGGAAAAGGGAGAGACAGAGGGUCUGUCUGGUGGUGAAAGUCCCGCAUCUGGCAACCAUGAUUGAGGCUGCAGAGGUGGUCAUGGCAACAAUGGAGGAGGAAAUUGUAGAAGUGGAAUUAACAAUGACUUUGGAAAUUAUCAGCAGCAAUCUAAUUACAGUCAAUGAGGAAUGGAAACUUUGCUAGCAACUUGAGGGCUCAAUAUGGUGAAGGAAACUCUGGUCCAGGAGGCAGUGAGGGAUGUGGGGGUUGGGAGGGCGAAGCCGAAACUGAGCUUCUUCCUGUUUGCCCUGGGCUUCACUGUCUAAAUAGUGGAGGAUGAGAGCCCAGAGGUAACUGGGCAGCUUCAGGUUAUGAGUAAACAUGCAGUGAUAUGGCAGAAGAAACCAGAGCAGGUGCAGAGAGCCUUUUGUGAAUGAAUUGAAUUAUUUAAGAACAUUGCCUUCCUGUAGAGGAGAAACCGUAUGGAAAAUGCCUUUGAGGCAGUUUCUUAGCUUAACUGUUUUUUUCUAGUGAUCUUUGUCAGAGUGUAGAAAUGUCACUUCUUUGAUAAUGUUAAAUUUGUUUAAUAUUAAACAUUUUGUUAAAUGUUUGUAAAUUGUUAACAUUUCUUUAUAAAAUGUUAAGUUUUUAAAAACCUUUUGCAAGAUUUUUCUCAGUUUUUGAAAAGCUAUUAGUCAAAAGUAUGCUAUAAUGAAACAUAUUAAUAACAUUGCUCCUUAAAUUUUAGCAUGUAGAAAUUAUUAUAUGAAGCAGUUGUACAGUUAUGACUUAAUAAAAUAAUUC
Capra hircus (goat) is the source of this 2636-nucleotide messenger RNA. Its product is annotated as RNA-binding protein with serine-rich domain 1-like. Gene Ontology annotation, biological process: mRNA splicing, via spliceosome. Gene Ontology annotation, cellular component: nucleoplasm; ASAP complex; cytoplasm. NCBI's taxonomy places the organism in Eukaryota, Metazoa, Chordata, Mammalia, Artiodactyla, Bovidae. The record is from RefSeq and is a predicted model, not a curated record. Gene Ontology annotation, molecular function: RNA binding. The coding region runs from base 269 to 1099 and encodes 276 amino acids. The transcript is spliced from 2 exons.